CUCUUCACUCGCAAUACAUUUUACAUGCACAAACAACAGACACAGUUGCGCAGGUUGUUUGUCUAUAAACUUUUGAAACACUGUUGUUGAUCUUGUUCCAUAAUUACAUUGCUUUCUUCAUUCAUUCGCUGUCUCAGAUCGGUGUCUCAUUCUUAUAUGGUUCUGAUCAAGGUUCAUAUGAUUGAAGAUUUGAAUAUGUUGGUUUAAGUCUUUUGGUGGUGAAAGGUUAUAUGAAAUAUGGAGUGAACUCUUUCGUAACUGCUUGCUUAACAUCAAAAUAAUGGGGUCUCAAGUUAUCAGUGACAAUAAUAAUGAAAACCAUUCGCCAUUCCAGCCUUUGGCGCGGCAAAAUUCAAUGUACAAUCUUACCCUCGAUGAAGUUCAGAGUCAAUUAGGUGACUUGGGAAAGCCGCUAAGUAGUAUGAACCUAGACGAGCUUCUGAAAAACGUAUGGACUGUCGAGGCAAACCAGACCGUUCAAAUGGACAACGCGAACACAGCUCAAGCCGGACAAGUUGUUUUGCAACAGCAACCUAAUAUGUCCUUAAGCGGUGCGUUAAGCAAGAAAACAGUUGACGAGGUUUGGAGAGAUAUCCAACAAAGCAAAGACCAUGAGGAGGUGAUGUCUCGAGAGAGACAAUCUACUUUGGGAGAGAUGACAUUAGAGGAUUUUUUGGUGAAAGCAGGCGUUGUUACGGUUGCAUCUCCUAAUGGAAAGAACACUAACAGUCCUAAAGUCGACACUGUUGACUCAAACCUAGCGUUACCGCAGUUCGUUCCGCAUGGUCCGUGGAUGCAGCAGUAUGCACGGCCACAUUUUCAGCAUCCACAACAAAAUGUGAUGCCAACUUAUGUUCCAAGCCAGAUGUUAGCACAGCCGUUGCACAUGGUGGCCGGUUCUCCAUUGGAUGUUGUUCCAUAUGCAGAUGGUCAGGUGGGACUGGCUUCGGCUUCGCCUGCGAUGGGAAACUUAUCGGAUUCCAAGAAGUCAGGUCGCAAAAGGGGCUUACCAGAGGAUGUAGCUGAGAGGACAGUCGAGAGGAAGCAGAAAAGGAUGAUCAAGAAUCGUGAAUCCGCCGCCCGUUCAAGAGCUAGGAAACAGGCCUACACAACUGAAUUGGAGAUCAAAGUGACGCGUCUGGAAGAGGAAAAUGAAAAGCUGAGGAAAGAAAAGGAACUUUCGGACAUGAUAGCGAAUGCUCCACAGCCCGAGCCUAAAUGUCAGCUUCGCCGUGUAUCUUCGGCUUCGUUCUGAGAAAUGUGUCUAUAUGUAGAGCAUUGUAGAUAUGAACAUCAUGGGAUAUGGUCAUUUACCUAGCUGUUUGUUGCAUUUGUAUUCAAUGGUUUAUUUAUUAUUAUGAUCAACUUGGUUUAUAAUUAUUUCAGAGCAACUGUAGUUUUCCCAUUUAUUGUUGAAACUUUUCGUAAUGCCAUGGUCUUUUCUCAAA
Messenger RNA from Lathyrus oleraceus (garden pea), 1448 nucleotides. RefSeq names its product ABSCISIC ACID-INSENSITIVE 5-like protein 2. Gene Ontology annotation, cellular component: nucleus. Gene Ontology annotation, biological process: positive regulation of DNA-templated transcription. Gene Ontology annotation, molecular function: DNA-binding transcription factor activity. The coding region runs from base 281 to 1255 and encodes 324 amino acids. The record is from RefSeq and is a predicted model, not a curated record. The transcript is spliced from 4 exons. NCBI's taxonomy places the organism in Eukaryota, Viridiplantae, Streptophyta, Magnoliopsida, Fabales, Fabaceae.